This is a messenger RNA of Nerophis lumbriciformis (worm pipefish), 2535 nucleotides long. Its product is annotated as sodium channel and clathrin linker 1-like. NCBI's taxonomy places the organism in Eukaryota, Metazoa, Chordata, Actinopteri, Syngnathiformes, Syngnathidae. Gene Ontology annotation, cellular component: centriole. Gene Ontology annotation, biological process: clustering of voltage-gated sodium channels; cilium assembly. The record is from RefSeq and is a predicted model, not a curated record.
CCCAAAGCCUGACUUUUAGUGUUUGGCGAGCAGACCUGCUAGCUACUGGAGACCCGAUACCCUGGUAGAAGUGUGGAGUUUUGUGCACAUACACCGCCUGCCUGAUAUUGUGUGUGUUUGAGAUUUAAAGCUCUGGUUGUAGCCCUGAAGUGUAUUGUGUGAUUGGUGACCAGUAGUAGCAGUUUCAGGGGGUGCUGGAGCCUUUCUCAGCUGCAUUCGGGUGGUAGGCGGGGUACACCCUGGACAAGUCGCCACCUCAUCGCAGUCAUUCACACUUUUACUACCCCUAUAGCUUCCAGUUACCCGCCUAACCGUAACGGGGGCGAGGAGGCAUGGUGAUACGCGGAUUGUUCUUCCGAGAUGAUGCAGCAGGAACUCUGGAGACAGGGUGCAGGUGACCAUGGACGAUUCGGAAAAUUAUAUCGAGGAGGAUGAAAGGCUGCAUGACGAAGUAUCACUCAAUCAGCUUCAGUUGCCCCCUCUGUUUUCGGGAGAGGAGUGCAGCCUAGUAGAGGAGGAAGUCAUCAUCAAAUACGAGACGCAAGCUCAGCUGCUUAAACAGGAACGGAUACAGGCCAUGGGGUUGUGGCAGACGGCAGCUCUGGAGCUUGACCAUCUCCAGAAGUGCUACCAGAACGAGCUCAUGCUGUCACACAAACACCAACUGGCCAAUCAGGAACUACAUUCGACCAAUUGUAAUUUAUUGAAGACCGUGAGUCAGCAAAGUACAGAAAUGGAGGAGCUACAUGAUCAACUCAGUCGUCGGGGGGAUAACUGCGAUGAAGAAGCAGCCAGUCUGCGCCAGUUCCCACGGUUCUUAGUGGCCGUCAAUAGCUCCGGGGUCGACAGAACAACCAAGGAUGAUCUGAGAACUGCCAAAGCCAAAGUGGAUGAAAUGACACAACAGCUUCUGUUUGUUCAACAGCAGAUAAAGAAACAGUGCGACUUUGAUGGGUGCGUUUUGGACCUGUCGGGGGCACCCCUGGACUCGUGUGUAACGCAGCGGGACUUGUGGGAUUGGAACACUGAGAGGUGCAUAAUUUCUCACGCAAAGACUCACUGGAGGAAUCUACGCGCGUUUCCAAAAAACUCUACUUUUGCGAGGAACGACCGGGAGGGAGAUGUAAUCGAGGCUCAGAGUCGAGAGGAAGCUGCAAGAAGGCAAAUCCAACAGCUUCAGGCUGCCAUCAGCAAACAAGAGCCCAGGGUAAACGCUGCAUCUCAGGAGGCAGAAAAUGCACAAAAAGAGCAAACCAUGUGGGAGAAAACAUCAGCCACCCUUCAGAAACGGUGUGCUACUUUAGAAGAAGAGAAGUAUGAGGCUGUGGACAAAGUCAGAGAGUGUGUGCAGAUGGCUGAGGAGGCAACACUGCAAAGAGACGAGGCUCACUUAAGAGCAAAACAGUUGGUGGAGGAGCUUGAGAAGACAAGGAGGACUUUCCAACAAGUGAUCCAAGAUGCUGCUCUCUGCUCUCAGAAAGAGGUGACUCAAAUACGUGAGCUGUGCAACACUGAAAUGCAAAGAAUGGCUGAGGAGUUGUCUAUGUUGCAACUGGAAUCUGCCGAAAAGCAGUCUCAGAUAGAAAGGUUCAAGCGAGAAAGAAGAGCUUUAGAAGAGGAACUGCAAAAGGUGAUCAAAGGCAGGGAAGAGCAAGAGUUAGGACAACUCAAUGCUCUUCAUCAGAGGUUUUUAAAUGCAGAGAGGAUGAAGGAAGAAAUGAACAUCACUUUGCAAGGCACCCAAAGCAAACUCAAAAAGAUAGAAACUGAAUACAAUGAGGAAUUGUCCCGCAGCCAGGAGGAACUGCAGCGGCUGCAAGGUUGUUUGGCUGCAGCCCAAAAGGACUGUGUCAAAAUCAGCGAGGAACGCCUCCAGUUACAGCAGGAGAACUUGCAGGCCCGCAGGGAGAUGGACGAGCUGCAGAAAACUCAUGUGCUGAUCCAAACAAAGACCAAACAACAGAUGACACAGAUGGAUCAGGAUUACAGCACUAAGGAGAAGUCUCUUGAAGCACAGAUGAGCGACUUGGAAAACUGCAGUCAUGAAUCAAUUGCUGAUCUAAUACACCUUCUCACAGCACAGCAGAAAAGUAUUCAGUGCUGGAAAGUGGAGGCACUACACAUGGUGCAGGCCUUUGAAACUAAGAUUAAACAUCUUAUGGAGCAGCUGAACCUACAGCAUCAAUGUUCACAUGAACUGAAGAUACAGCUGAAAAACAACAACAUUACUAUUGCUGAGUAUGAGACACAGCUAGCAGAAUUUCAAGAGAAGGCCAGUCGCCUUCAGAGGAGACUGACCAAGGUUGAGCAACGUGCUUCUAUAUCUUCACAGCAGCUUUCCAUUUUGGCAUCUCAGAAGGAGAAAAAAAGUCUUGACAACGCUAAAAAGUAAUCAAUCAUUCGUUCAUAUAUUCCCUCAUGUUUAAAACGUUCGCAAUAAACAUCAUGAAAAUACAAACGCCAGUUGUUUACAUUGGAAAUAGCUGCUCUAUUUAUUGGCCUUUAAAAAUAUCACUGUCAUAUUAGAAAAAAUGU